Impatiens glandulifera is the source of this 1291-nucleotide messenger RNA. RefSeq names its product putative pectate lyase 21. Lineage: Eukaryota; Viridiplantae; Streptophyta; Magnoliopsida; Ericales; Balsaminaceae. The record is from RefSeq and is a predicted model, not a curated record. The transcript has 5 exons. The coding region runs from base 149 to 1153 and encodes 334 amino acids. Gene Ontology annotation, molecular function: pectate lyase activity.
AACGGCAACCGCGAAAGCUCCUUAGCCAAUAGUUUCAACUCAAGCGGUUUUUACUUUUAUACUAAAGAAGUCAAGAAGUUCUCUCUUUCUUUCCCUAUAUUUACAGCCAUCCACCGAAUCAAGUUAUUGCUUCCACAAGGGACUGAUAAUGACUACGUUACCGUACGGUGAUGUCGACUCCAGCCUCAGAUCAUUAGCUGGUAAGGCCGAGGGGUUCGGUCGCCUCUCUAUCGGCGGCCUUGACGGCCCUAUUUACACCGUUACUACAUUGGCAGAUGAUGGACCAGGGUCACUUCGGGAAGGCUGUCGUAAGAAAGAGCCUCAAUGGAUUGUCUUUGAAAUAUCGGGUACUAUUAAUCUAUCAUCGUAUCUGGCCGUGUCCUCUUUCAAGACUAUUGAUGGCCGUGGUCAACGAAUAAAAUUAACGGGGAAAGGAUUAAGGAUGAAAGAUUGUCAACAUGUAAUUGUAUGUAAUCUGGAAUUUGAAGGCGGUAGGGGACAUGAUGUUGAUGGCAUUCAAAUAAAACCAAACUCCAGGCACAUAUGGAUAGAUCGUUGCAGCCUGAAGGAUUACGAGGAUGGACUCAUAGAUAUAACGAGACAAAGCACAGAUAUAACUGUUUCUAGAUGUCUUUUCCAAAAUCAUGACAAAACGAUGCUGAUUGGAGCAGAUCCUACUCAUGUGGGUGACAGAUGCAUUAGAGUGACUAUUCACCAUUGUUUCUUUGACAGCACCAAACAAAGGCAUCCACGUGUUAGAUUUGGUAAAGUUCAUCUUUACAACAAUUACACACGAAAUUGGAGUGUGUAUGCUGUAUGUGCUAGUGUGGAAUCACAGGUCUAUUCUCAGUGUAACAUCUAUGAAGCAGGGAAAAAGAAGAAGACUUUUGAAUACUACACGGAAAAGGCAGGUGACAAGGAAGAGGCAAUGUGUGGAAUAAUAAAGUCUGAUGGGGACAUGUUUCUGAAUGGAUGUCAAGCACCAUUAUUAAGUGGGUUUAGUGAAGAACAUAGCAAUUUCCAUCCAAGUGUACAUUACCCCACAUGGUCUUUGGAACCAGCCAGCGAUUCUCUUCGAGAUGUUCUCCAGAUAUGCACAGGAUGGCAAUCCAUACCAAGGCCUGCUGAUCAUGGUGCGGAAUGCUCCACUUGAUUCCUCUUAUUAAUAAGCUAUGUGUUAUUAUUAUUACUAACUAAAAUUUCCUGUUUCUAAGGAAUUUUGUCCCAUAAUCUCAUCAUUGGGAGAACUAUUAUACUGCUUGUUUUGUUAUCCCAUGUAAAUAAAAAUUCU